Molecule: messenger RNA, 1284 nt
Organism: Pseudopodoces humilis (Tibetan ground-tit)
Lineage: Eukaryota; Metazoa; Chordata; Aves; Passeriformes; Paridae
Product: zona pellucida sperm-binding protein 3
Biological process (GO): positive regulation of acrosome reaction; binding of sperm to zona pellucida; egg coat formation
Cellular component (GO): extracellular matrix
Molecular function (GO): acrosin binding
Source: RefSeq, a predicted model, not a curated record
AUGCGCUCCCAAAUCCGCCUCCUCCUGGCGCUGCUCUGCGCGGCCCCGGCGGCUCCGGCUCCUCCUCCUUGGGAAGCGGCUCGGAGAGACCCAAAUCCAUGGAUUUGGGAGGACGAUUCCCAGUCCCCGGCGCGUUCCCAGCAGCAUUCCCAGAUUCCCGUGGAAGUGCAGUGCCAGGAAGCGCAGCUGGUGGUGAUCGUGCACCGGGAUUUAUUCGGGAACGGCCGCUUGGUCAGCGCCGCCGAGCUCAGCCUGGGUCCCGCCGCCUGCAAAUAUUCCCGCUUGGAUCCAUCCCAAAAAACCGUCACCUUCAGCGCCGGCCUCCACGAGUGCGGCAGCACCGUCCAGGUCACUCCGGAUUCCCUGAUUUACCGGACGCUCCUGAGCUACGAUCCCAGCCCCGGCAGCAACCCGGCCAUCGUGCGCAGCAGCCCGGCCGUCAUUCCCAUCGAGUGCCACUAUCCCAGGCGGGAUAACGUCUCCAGCGGUUCCAUCCGUCCCACCUGGGCUCCCUUCAACUCGGCGCUGGCAGCCGAGGAGCGGCUCCAGUUCUCCCUGCGCCUCAUGAACGAGGACUGGAGCUCGGAUCGGGAAUUCUCUCCGUUCCGCCUGGGGGAGGUGCUGCGCAUCCAGGCCGAGGUGGGCUCCGGGGGCCACGUCCCGCUCCGGCUCUUCGUGGAUUCCUGCGUGGCCUCGCUGGGCCCCGGUGCCGGCAGCGAGCCCCGCUACGCCCUGAUCGACUUCCAUGGCUGCCUGGUGGACGGGCGCUCAGAUGCCACCGCCUCGGCCUUUGUCACCCCCCGUCCCCGGCAGGACAUGCUGCGCUUCCAGAUCGACGCCUUCCGCUUCGCCGGAGACGCCCGCAGCCUGAUCUACAUCAGGUGCCAUCUGAAGGUGACGCCGGCCGAGCGCAGCCCGGACGCACUGAACAAGGCCUGCUCCUUCAGCAAGGCGCGCCAGGCCUGGGCGCCCGUGGAGGGGACGAGGGACAUCUGCGGCUGCUGUGAGCUGGGAGAGUGCGGCAAGGAGGAGAUGGCCCGGAACCGGCGGCCAGCGGAACCAUGGGAUGGCCACCGGUACCGGAGAGACGCUGCCACCUCCGAGGCCGACGUUGUCCUUGGGCCGGUGCUGCUCUCCAGUGAGCAGCGGGGCCAGCGCCCGCACAGCCACCAGGGCGCGGUGACCCCGCUGGCCCUGGGGACGGCGCUGGCCGCAGCUGUGGCCACAGUGGUGGCGGCCGGAGCCGUGCUGGCCAUUGGCCUGAGGCGCCGCAAUUCCCAGUAA